AUGUCAUCUUUAGCCCAACAACUACAGCGUCUUGCUGUACCUCAAACAGCUAAUCUAGCAAUACAUGAUAAAGAGAGAAAAUCAUUAUUAUUUGAUCCUAAAGAAGCUGCUAAUUUUGAUAAAGAAACUUUUUUCUCCAUUGGUAUAAAUGGUUUGGAAGAACUAUCCUCUAUUAAUCCGGUAUUUCGAGAGUUUGAGAAAAGUUUAUUCAAUGAGAAUGCCCAGAAUUUCCAAAGAGCAGUUCAAACUAAAGAAGUGAAUGAGAAAUUAGAUGAGACUAUUACUGAAUUCUUAUUACAUUUAUCACCAUAUUUUCUACUGAAACCAGCUCAGAAAGCUCUAGAAUGGCUCAUUUUCAGGUAG
Molecule: messenger RNA, 363 nt
Organism: Lottia gigantea (owl limpet)
Lineage: Eukaryota; Metazoa; Mollusca; Gastropoda; Lottiidae
Exons: 2
Coding region: 1-363 (120 amino acids)
Biological process (GO): maturation of SSU-rRNA from tricistronic rRNA transcript (SSU-rRNA, 5.8S rRNA, LSU-rRNA); positive regulation of transcription by RNA polymerase I
Cellular component (GO): small-subunit processome; t-UTP complex; 90S preribosome
Molecular function (GO): snoRNA binding
Source: RefSeq, a predicted model, not a curated record